UGCGUCCAAGUGUCCAUUGAAUGUCCGAUAGUGUCCAAGGCUCCGACCUCCGAGCAAGCAAGUGGGACCGACCGACCGUUGGAGGAGGCUCAAGGCUGUCCAAGGCUCCAAGCAAGACUCUUUAUUGUGGAUCCAAAUCGGGACUGCGAUGAAUCUGUUGGAUUGUGGAGCUCAAGAGUAUCCAAGGAGGAGUUGCUCCCCGAUUCUACUAAUGAAUGA
Messenger RNA from Dovyalis caffra, 219 nucleotides. Lineage: Eukaryota; Viridiplantae; Streptophyta; Magnoliopsida; Malpighiales; Salicaceae. The record is from the annotation of a GenBank genome assembly.